This is a messenger RNA of Haliotis rufescens (red abalone), 6345 nucleotides long. RefSeq names its product transmembrane protein with metallophosphoesterase domain-like. Gene Ontology annotation, molecular function: hydrolase activity. The transcript is spliced from 5 exons. The coding region runs from base 2 to 1351 and encodes 449 amino acids. Lineage: Eukaryota; Metazoa; Mollusca; Gastropoda; Lepetellida; Haliotidae. The record is from RefSeq and is a predicted model, not a curated record.
CAUGGCUAUCUCAUGGGGGACAAAGGUGGCUGCCGGCGUGACGGUUUUGCUUGCCGUCAUAUUGAGCGAGUUGUAUGUCUUGUCUCUCCAUUGGGAAACAAAGGCGAGAAUGUUAAGAUUGCAGUUUGUAAUUCUGAUACAAGCAUUCUUGAUUCUUCUAUCCAGAUUUGUGUGGAAUAACUUCUCGACUAUGUUCGAUAAGCCGUCACAGAAGCAAGGGUUAAAACAUGUCAAAUAUUCUGAUAAUGAUCUUCAUCAGACAGAUGUGACUCAACCAUAUCUGGAAAAGUGGACAAUAUGGAGGGUUGUUCUUCUGACUUACAUAGUGUUAUGUCAUACGAGUUACUUUUUGAAUUUUUAUUUCAUUGGCCGAGAACCAUAUUUUAUAGCAUACAGUUGUUAUGCAGCACUUGGGCUGUUGUUUCAAAUAGUCACAGGUUUAGUGUUUGUCAAGGUUAUUCUGUUCUGUUUAAGAAGCAUUUCAAGAAGUAAGCCCGUCUUUUCAAAACAACGGGAAUUACAGCUUGUACUUAUUUAUGCUAUUCUUUUAUGGACUUAUGGUCUCUAUAAUGCUGCGAGUCCACCAGUUGUAAAAGAAGUCCUUAUCCCAGUCAGAGGAUUGCCGGAAUCUCUUGAUGGAUUCAGAAUUGUGCAGAUAUCAGACAUUCAUCUAGGACCAACUGUUGGAAGAUGGAGACUUACUAGGAUAGUAAAUAUCAUUAAUGAGCAAAAUGCAGAUGUUGUUGUGAUGACUGGAGAUCUUGUUGAUGGAAGCGUUGCAAGCCUCAGGGAAGCAGUAGAACCUGUUAAGGAUAUUCAGUCCAAAUUUGGGAAAUAUUUUAUAACAGGCAAUCAUGAGUACUAUACAGGCGAUGUAGACAACUGGUUCUCUCACCUCCGUGGUCUCGGUUUUAUUGUGUUACACAAUAGCAAUGUCAGACUUCCCAGUGAGAAACUACCCACCAAACAACAAAUAUGCCUUGCUGGAGCAGAUGAUAUCGAUGCUUUAAGGAUUGGGUACGGCAAUCACGGGAUGAGGCUGGAUGAUGCUCUGGGGUCAUGUGAUCAAAGUCAGCCAGUAAUUCUUCUUGCCCAUCAGCCGAAGGCGGCCAAGACUGCCCUGGACUCCGAAUACAGAGUUGACGUCGUCCUCUCAGGUCACACUCAUGGAGGACAGUUCUUCCCGGUGAUUAUUGGAGCCUAUUUUCUUAACCCCUUCUUUUACGGACUGUAUCGCUAUGGGGAGUCCAGUCAUGUGUAUGUGUCGAUGGGUACUCAGUAUUGGGGUAUCCCUGUCAGGAUCGGAACAACAAUGGAAGUCACAAGGAUAAUACUCACUCAGGCUCCAUGACAAGUUAUACAUAUAUAUGAAUGGUUAUAUCUUUUCAGUUGAUAUAACAUGAAUAAACUAUGGAGAAUUGUGCACUUAGGAAAGUGGAAUUGCAAGUAUUUGUUUUCAUGUUUGCACACUUAACCAUCGUUAAAGAUAACCAUGUCAGAUUCUAUUUAUGUAGUUAUUAGGCCAUCUUGUGUUUCUCAGUCAAUGCUCAGGUUCAGAGGGAGUGGUCGGUUUGGAUGAAAAUAAUAGUCCAUAUAUUUACAUUGAAAUCAACUGAGUAUAAUGCUUUGAGACAAUUAUGAACAAGUAGAUGCAGAAAUGUUUGGCACAGACUCUUUUUGGCUCUCUGUAGUACUGUCGUACAUUUUACAACCAGUAGAGAUUUGACAUAAUGUCAUUUGUACAAUUGUGUUACAAAUGCCAUUACUCCUAACAAUAUGGAUGAUAUGACACCUCACAUGACAUUACACAUGCCAUUAUAUUCCACCAUUGUUUAUAUAUUGAAGAUGACAUUAAAAUGAUUAAAUUGUUACAAUACUUAAGGCAUUAUAUUAGCCAGGUAAUAUCACAUUGCUUUUCUUAUCAUAUUGCAUUUUGUGACUUUGACAUUAAAUGUAACUUGCCAUUGCACUACAAACUAUGUCGGCCAUGAGGAUAUAUUUAAUAUGACAAUUGACACAUAACAUUGGUUUCUGGGUUUGUCAGCACCAUACCCGUGCUCAUUGGUUUCACCAAAGUGGUAAACGUCUGAGACCUGCAUCACUUCAGGCUUUCCUCCCACAUUAAGCUGACACGCCAUGAUAUAACUGGAAUAAUGUUAAAAGCGGCAUUAAACCCCAACUCACCCACACUACAUUGAUUACAUUGUCAGAUUAUACCAAUCUCAUUCAAACCUUUACCUCUGAUAUGAUACCUCUCUGCAUAAAGAUCUCUGACAACAGCUCCAUAGAGAACACAUCAGGUUAACCCUGAGCCAAUUUUGACAGCCCAAUCCCAAAGAUGUGUGAGCUCUUGAGCCAUUCACAUUUUUAGGCUGGUCCUUAGGAAAAUGUUAUUCAUAACAAAAGAAAAUCCACACUGGACACAGAUAUUCCUUCAAUGGUACUUCCUUGUGGCUGUAGAUGUUGUGGCUUAUAGAAACAAGGUUAAUGUAUCCACACUAUAAUGGUGCAGCCUUUAUUAUUUACUUUUGGAACUGGUUGUUUCAGUUCAUUUUUUAGAUAAAGAAGUCGGAUAUGCUGCUCAUUUGUACUGAGAAUUUAGAAUUCUCAACACUGACUGACUGACUGACUGACUGACUGACAAGAAAGUUAACCUCUAAGAUUGAGAAUGUUUGAAGCCCAAAAUCAGGGUUGAGCAUACGAUUGCGACUGUAUCAUGAGCAUUGUUUGUGAAUUCCUAUCAACUAGUGAUGAUACCAGGUGUUCAUGAAAAGACGAGCAUAUCCUGCCUCUCCAAUGGCAUGUUAAGGCAAAGUCAGUUGUUCACUUUAAAAAGACACGAGAACGGGAAAGUCAAUAUAGGGAAUAACAUUGGACUGAUGCAUAAAUUUGGAAAUGUCCAAACAAGUAUUUUCAUGUAAGAAGUUUCAUGUUUGAUGAUAGAAUUUCCUGUGUUUGAUCUCAUACAACAUAUAUCUGUGAACCAUUUCGUUUGAUUAUUCAUUCCAUUUUGAAUCUAUUUUUAUACUAUAUUAUCAUGAAGAUUUGUUUAUUUGCUGAGAAUAUUUGUAAUUCACAUUCAGCUCCAAGUUUUUAGAAAUUGUGGAAAACCGUUGCAUUGUUGCACAUAAAAUAUUGUAUAAUUGUUUAAUGUGUUUUAGCAACACUUAUCAAUAUCCUUGCACAAUGCUAGAUGAACAUGUUGAAGGAGAUACCUAGAUGUUAGCCUGUGUUUUGUAACUAAGGGUUUUCUAUGGGACAUUCAUUGUCAUAUUUUCAUAUCUUUGCAUUAAUAUCUUUUUUUUCUCAUUCAUAACUCUGAACCUUUUUUUAAUAAUAUAAGCCAAUUGGCUUAAAAAAAACAAAAAACGUUUAGUGUUUUGAAUGAGACAAAAAAAUCUUACAUGUAAUAAGUUACUGAUAAAUUACUGUCCAAGCAUUGACUUCUUAUCUGGAACAGAAUAUGUUGAAGAAAGGUUUAAUGUCUAUGGUGGAAUGUGGUCCUGUUUACUGCACACAGGUCACAAUUCAGAGAAGUAAAGCAGGGUUGAUCACAGAGAGUAGUUGGAUGGUGAACGUGUUCGGCAGCGUGACUCCUGAGAGUUUUAAGGGGUUCCGUCCUGCUGCACACUGUACCCAGCAGUGGAUGGGAAGCCAGUAGAGCAGAAUGUUAAUGUGACCAUUAACCUUCUUGUGCCUUAUAUGGCAGCAUGGGUUGUAUAUUCCAUAGCGGGCUGAGAAUGAAAUUUGAGUGCAAAAUGAUCCCAAAACGGGUAAUAUCAGAUUUACUAAAAAUGUAAAGUCACACAAACAUGAAAUAGUAUUUGAUUUAUCUUGAAAAGUUGUCAAUAGUCAAUGACAUGCAAAAUUUAAUAAGGUUACUUCUACAAGUUACUUGGACUAAAAUGUACAAUUACGUUUUACCCUGAAAGUUGAUAUUAGAGCAUAAACAGGUAAUAUAAUAUAUGUAUACUACUCAAAACAAGUUAACUGGAAGGCUGUGUAUUGCAAUACCCACCAGCCAUGACAGAUUAACCACAGUCUUAUGACGAACAUUGGGUGUUCAUUAACUUGACUUAUUUAAAUAGCCAUUUUCCCAAUUGCUCUGCCAUUUCUGCAUGUAUCGUUAUUACAUUGCUAUGCAGUACGUAUGUGGUUUGCUGAAUAACACAUGUUGUAAUUGUCUGUGUAUUGUGAUAUUCAGCCAUGGAUCUCCAUGUUAACUGCUGUGGUUGCCAAUUGUGCAUUGGCAGUCAUGAUGAACAUGUAGUAUUGGCCACCUACACAGCCAGUUGUUCAUGUACCACUGUGCAAUAUUAUGAACAUGCUGUGAGGAUGUCUGAUGGGUAGAAACUUUCUGUUGCUUAUUCUUUUUUACUGUUGUAUGACCUUUUUGAUCUAUGUUACAUUCCAGAAAAAAAGUACAGAGCCUUGUGGAUAUACCUUUGCUUUUCUUCAUUGAAACUGACAGGUCUAUUUAUGUUGUAUGACACAGGUAUCUCACCAUCCUCGCGUUACGAUGUGUAUAAUACUUACCUCACUUGACAAUCACUUGAUUAUCCCCCACCACCAAGUGGAGUGAGUAGUAUGGGCCUGGGCUCUGUCAGCCUGACUUCAAUGUUUUCCUGAAAGUGCUAUGGAUACAAGGAUGAUAACUUGUACACAUCAUAAAGGAAUAGAACAUGUUGAAUGAGUGAAAGCCAUCUUUUAGACAUUCAUGCUAUACAGUGCUGGGCCUAGGGCUCUUGUUCGAUCUUUUGAACAUGGUGCACAGUCCUGCCAGUUCCUCGGUAACCACUACAGAUUACGUCACUAAGUGAUGAAUAUGUUAUUAAGUUUGAAAACCGCCAUCAAGAAUUAAUAUUGUACAGAAUUAUGUCCUUUGUUAUAUUUGUUUUUGUGUUUGCUCAAAUGAUAAUAGGGUUUUAUUUCUAAAGAAAAUAUUUAAACCGUUUCAUAUAUCUUCAUGAAACAGGCAAGUACUCAUGCCCCCCCUUUCACUACGACCACGAAUAUCCCGAAUCACUCCGAAUCGGAAACUUUCAAAAUUUGUGAUGAUUCGGCCAAUAAUGCAAACUUUCGGGUUGAAAAAUAUGAAGAAUGCCAGGAAUGGGUUAAGAAACAUGUACGAUUUAAAAGAUUCAUGUAGGGAUCAUGCACGAAUUGUAAGAAUCACCUACGACUAAGUUACGAAUAUGCUGAAAGUUGUUCUUACUUAAUUCUUUCGUUUACGAUGUUUACGGGUUGAGGACAAGACAUUUUGGGAGCCACGAAUCGUUAAGAAUAGCCAAGACUGCAAAAGAAUCUGUUACGAAGCUGUUACGGAACAUAAAAAUUAAUUACGAAUGGAUUACGAUACAGCCACAAAAUUGCAAUCCGGGGACCCUUCCAUGAAAGUUUUUGACAAACGAAAACCUUCUCGACCAUUCGACGAACUCCCGCGAACUGAACGAAUGUUUGGGAAUCAAAUAAGAUUAAUUUAAGAACUUCAGGAAAUGAUUGAGAUUUACCUACGAACAUGAAAAAUUUCCUAUUCGGGAUAUUAGUAGUCGCAGAGAAAGUAUUAACUGGUGACCUUGAUAUUUCACUGUUUUAUACAUUUUUAUCUCUUGUUCUUCCCAAACAAGUUCAAAUAAAAUUAGGGUACUGGUGUUCAUUUGUUUCUGGUGCCAAUUGUUUAAUUAUUUGAAAUUAUUGAAAUUGCAAAAGUAAUUGGCUUGUUAGGACUGUUGCCUAUCCAUGCUGCCUUUGCAAUCUUUGUGUUAAUCUUGUUUGGUUUUUUUAUUUUGUGGUUUAUCAAUGACAUGACCUUCACUGCUGAUGUCUGCUGAUAGAGACUUUUCAAUCAAUGUGUCAAGAGGGAUCACAUGCACCAGUAUAGGUACACAUUGAUUCUGUGAUGAAUGAGGCCCUGGAUGUUGUGGCAAGUUGUCCCUUGUCUGUUGUUUUUUACAUUUCAAAAUCACCAUUUUGAAUUCAGUGAGCACUUAAAAACAUACCAUUAUUUUCUCUGAAGGGAGGUGACAAUAUUUGGCCCCCCACGUCGUUGUUCAUAGCUUCCAGCAUGUGCAGUAAAUAAUUUAAUUUUUGUGUAAAACAUAAGGGAAAUUUAAAUUUUCUGUCAUUUUCAGGAACAGAUGAUCUAAAAUUGGGGUCAAACCGUACUCACUCACAUUUUGCAUGAUAUGGAAUGACUAAUUACUUGUGGCCCUCAGAAUGAACAGGCAAUGGUCUUGUACCAAAUGUCCACCUGUAUUUAUGUAAUCUUCCAACAUUUAUCAAAUGAUGUCAAUUUCAAAUGUAGAUAAGGUUCCUAGUGAAUGAAAAUAAAUGUGUGCAGCUUAA